Macrosteles quadrilineatus (aster leafhopper) is the source of this 2025-nucleotide messenger RNA. RefSeq names its product RNA-binding protein 28-like. The record is from RefSeq and is a predicted model, not a curated record. Gene Ontology annotation, biological process: maturation of LSU-rRNA from tricistronic rRNA transcript (SSU-rRNA, 5.8S rRNA, LSU-rRNA). The transcript is spliced from 5 exons. The coding region runs from base 179 to 1603 and encodes 474 amino acids. Gene Ontology annotation, cellular component: nucleolus. Lineage: Eukaryota; Metazoa; Arthropoda; Insecta; Hemiptera; Cicadellidae. Gene Ontology annotation, molecular function: RNA binding.
CCGAACUCGUUGCUCACUCAUCGUGAUCGUGCGUGCGUGGUGGUUGCCGGUUUGUGGUUGUUCGAUUUGUGGUUAUUUUCGAAGUUUUGAUAUUAUGUGGCUAGGUUCAAUUCAAUAGUUAUAUCUCCAGAGCGGCAUUUGUCUUGCAAGUAUAACCUACUUUCAAAUCAUAUCAAAAAUGGUAAAGGUCAAACCCCCAACUUCGCCAAAGAUAACCAAGAAGAAAAGUUCUUUAGGGAAAACAGAAAACAUCAAAAGUAAGACAAUAAUGAAACCACCAGGCAGACAACGUAGGAGGAGAGGAAUUCAAAAGAAAACGAAAAGAGAUCCGACUGGUGUUGUAUAUCUAAGUCACAUUCCACAUGGAUUCUACGAAGAGCAAAUUGAAGGUUACUUCAGUCAGUUUGGAAAAGUCACUGGCGUCAAUGUCCCUAGAAGCAAGAGUGGAAGAGCCAAAGGAUAUGCAUUUAUUGAGUACAAGUACCCAGAAAUUGCUCAAAUUGCGGCAGACACGAUGAACAACUAUUUGAUGAUGAAUCGUCUGAUGAAAGCAAAGUACAUCCCUCCUGACAAGCAGAAACCUAAACUUUUCCACUUAGCAAAACUAGCCCGACAAAACAAUGAAACACUCGCAAAGAAAGCAGAACUCGCAAUCAAGCAUAACCGAAAAGUAAAAAAUCGUUAUUUGAAAAUGUCUCUAACAGUAAACAAGAUUAAUGGCUUGCUGAAGAGGAAGGAGCUGUUGGCUAAGCGAAUGCAAGAUUCAGGAUUGAAUGCUAAUUUUGAGGUUGAAGAGGCAAACUAUGAAUCAGUAUUGCAGCAAAAAAAGGAACUUGAUGCAGUCAAGAAAAACAAUAUUAAAGAACAAGAAUCUAUGUCAGAAAGUGAAGAAGCGACAGACUCUGAUGAACAUUCUCCUGGAAGUUCUCUAGAGAGUGAUGAUUCUUCUUUAGGUGAUAGUGAUAAAGAUGAUUCUCUCUCAGAAAGUGACGACGAGGAUAGGAGAACAAGCAUAUUCAAGGCAAGAAGAGCUUCUAGAGAUAUACUAAAGAAAAAAAUGAAAAGUAAAACCGUUAAUACUCAUUUGAAAGUAAAUUCACUACGGAAAAGUCUUGUAGUUGAUGCUAUUAAAUCUUUCACAAAUUCACCACAGAAAAGCCUUGUUGUGGAUGAUAUUAAAUCCUCCAAUUCCUUUACUCCAACAAAAUUGAGGCCUCGCAAAAGUCUGAAUAAAAACAUAACAUCUUCGGUUGAAAGAACUCAGUUAUCUGGAAAAAAGAGAAAAGCUGUCCUUCAAACUCCCUCAGAGAAGAAAUUAAAUGUUUCACUAACAGCAAUGGCAGUUAACAACAGUCAAGAAGACAAAAAUUGCAAUACUCCUUCUGGUACAAUAAAGAAACUCAUCAAGGCUGGGAAAAACUCUGCAAAAAGUACACCAAAAGAAAAGGCUGCCAGUCAGGGUUUGCCAACCAAACAGAAUUCAUCAAAGAAAACCCCUAAGAAAGAAGUAAAAUUACUAAAAGAAGUUUCACCUGCUACUCCAAAGUCACCAUCAGGGAAGAAACUGAGGCACAGACAAUUGAAAAACAUUUUGAGUUCUUAGUAAAUAAGCUUUAGAAUUCAAAACACCCUUCCUCAGCAUUAUCUGUACAUCAACUUUAUCUGUUAACAAUGUUAAAACUAUUGGUGAUAUCUUAUUCAUUUUUAUGAAAUUUCUCAUAUAAGGAAUAAGCUAUUACCGUAGGUAUCAGAUCGCAAAAGAGUUAGGAAUCAGCAUCAUUGGUCCCUGGGAAUGGGGUUUAGUGGGGUGAAAGUUUAAAAAAUAGUAAUUUUCAGUUUUGGCAACAGUUGUGUUGUAGUUUUUUGUUGUUGUUUGAUUUACUUAAUCUUUUUCCUUUCUUCCCAAGAAGGACAUAGGGCUGUGACAAACUUUCUUUUCAUUAUAUCACCAAAAAUUACUUGUUGUUCAAAGGUUUAUUGCGGACAUUUUCCAUCACGAAUGUAAAAAAAAAACAAUACACAACG